UCCUCGGUCCAGCGGUGUCCUCACCGUCUUCUCUCCCUGGUGCCGGCAUCUUUAGUGUCUGCAGUCUCUGGUCAUCUCCUGUACUGUGUCCGCAGUCUCUGGUCAUCUCCUGUACUGUGUCCGCAGUCUCUGGUCAUCUCCUGUACUGUGUCCGCAGUCUCUGGUCAUCCCCUGUACUAUGUCCGCAGUCUCUGGUCAUCUCCUGUACUAUGUCUGCAGUCUCUGGUCAUCUCCUGUACUGUGUCCGCAGUCUCUGGUCAUCCCCUGUACUGUGUCUGCAGUCUCUGGUCAUCUCCUGUACUGUGUCUGCAGUCUCUGGUCAUCUCCUGUACUGUGUCCGCAGUCUCUGGUCAUCCCCUGUACUAUGUCCGCAGUCUCUGGUCAUCUCCUGUACUAUGUCUGCAGUCUCUGGUCAUCUCCUGUACUGUGUCCGCAGUCUCUGGUCAUCCCCUGUACUGUGUCCGCAGUCUCUGGUCAUCCCCUGUACUGUGUCCGCAGUCUUUGGGCAUCUCCUGUACUAUGUCUGCAGUCUCUGGUCAUCUCCUGUACUAUGUCUGCGGUCUCUGGUCAUCUCCUGUACUAUGUCCGCAGUCUCUGGUCAUCAUCUCC
Staurois parvus is the source of this 609-nucleotide messenger RNA. Lineage: Eukaryota; Metazoa; Chordata; Amphibia; Anura; Ranidae. The record is from the annotation of a GenBank genome assembly.